Messenger RNA from Hipposideros armiger (great roundleaf bat), 2921 nucleotides. RefSeq names its product inter-alpha-trypsin inhibitor heavy chain 1 (gene ITIH1). Gene Ontology annotation, molecular function: serine-type endopeptidase inhibitor activity. Bases 32 to 2764 code for a protein of 910 amino acids. The record is from RefSeq and is a predicted model, not a curated record. The transcript is spliced from 22 exons. Gene Ontology annotation, biological process: hyaluronan metabolic process. NCBI's taxonomy places the organism in Eukaryota, Metazoa, Chordata, Mammalia, Chiroptera, Hipposideridae.
UAAGUGACAAGGUAGCGGGAGCCUUGAGACCAUGGACAGUGCCAUGGGGCUUCGGGUGCUGCUGUGUGUGACUCUGGUGUCCCUCCUCACUCUACAGGCUAUGACUGCCCCGGGCUUACCCAAAAGGCUCAAAAGCAGCGAGAAGCGACAGGCUGUGGACACAGCUGUCGAUGGUGUGAUCAUCCAGAGUUUGAAAGUCAACUGCAAGGUCACCUCUCGCUUUGCCCACUAUGUCAUCACCAGCCAAGUGGUCAACAGUGCUGAAACAGCCAAGGAAGUGGCCUUUGAUGUGGAGAUCCCCAAGACGGCUUUCAUCACCGACUUUGCCAUCACUGCAAAUGGAAAAGCAUUCAUCGGGAACAUAAAGGACAAAGUGACUGCGUGGAAACAGUACCGGAAAGCAGCCAUCUUAGGAGAGAAUGCUGGCCUUGUCAGGGCCUCGGGAAGAACGAUGGAGCAAUUCACCAUCCGCCUCACCAUCGGUCCCCGGAGCAAGGUCACGUUCCGGCUGACCUACGAGGAGGUGCUGAAGCGAAUACUUACACAGUACAACAUUGUCAUCAAAGUCAAGCCCAAGCAGCUGGUGAAUCAUUUUGAGAUUGACGUGGACAUCUUUGAGCCCCAGGGGAUCAGCAAGCUGGAUGCGCAGACUUCCUUCCUCUCCAAGGAACUGGCGACCCAACUUAUCAAGAAGUCUUUCUCAGGCAAACAGGGUCAUGUCCUUUUCCGCCCCACUGUGGGCCAUCAGCAAUCGUGUCCCACAUGCUCCACUACCUUGCUGAAUGGGGACUUCAAGGUGACCUAUGACGUCAAUCGAGAAAAGCCCUGUGACCUCCUGGUCUCCAAUAACCACUUUGCCCACUUCUUUGCACCCCAAAAGUUGACUAAUUUAAACAAGAACCUGGUUUUUGUGAUUGACAUCAGCACCUCCAUGGAAGGCCAGAAAGUGAAGCAGACCAAGGAGGCACUCCUUAAAAUCCUGGCGGACAUGCGGCCAGGGGACAACUUCGACCUGGUCCUCUUUGGGUCUGAAGUGCAAUCGUGGAGGGGCUCCCUGGUGCAGGCAUCCACCGCCAACGUGCAAGCGGCUCAGGACUUCAUUCGGCGCUUCUCCCUGGCUGGGGCCACAAACAUGAAUGGAGGUUUGCUCCAGGGAAUUGAGAUCUUGAACAAAGCUCAGAAAAGUGUCCCAGGAGUCAGCAACCAUGCCCCAAUUCUCAUCAUGUUGACAGAUGGCGAGCCCACAGAGGGGGUGACGAACCAUUACCAAAUCCUGGAGAACGUCCGCAACGCCAUCGGGGGCAAGUUCCCGCUCUACAACUUGGGCUUUGGCCCUGAUGUGAACUUGAACUUCCUGGAGCUCAUGUCCAUGGAGAACAAUGGACGGGCUCAGAGAAUCUAUGAGGACCAUGACGCCACCCAGCAGCUGCAGGGUUUCUAUGACCGGAUAGCCAACCCCCUGCUGGUGGAUGUGGAGUUGCAAUACCCCAAGGACACUGUCUCUGCAGUCACGCAGCACAGCCAUAAACAGCACUACGCAGGCUCGGAGAUCGUGGUGACCGGGCGCAUCGCUGACAACAAACAGAGCAGCUUCAAGGCUGACGUGCAGGCCCACGGGGAGAGCGGAGAUUUCAAGAUAACCUGCCUAGUCGAUGAGGAAGAGAUGAAGAAACUGCUCCAAGAGCGGGGCCACAUGCUGGAGAACCACGUUGAACGCCUCUGGGCCUAUCUCACCAUUCAGGAGCUGCUGGCCAAGAGGAUGAGGUUGGAGGGGGAGGAGGAAGCCAAACUGUCGGCCAAGAUCCUGCAGAUGUCAAUGGCGUAUCAGUUUGUGACCCCACUCACCUCCAUGACCAUGAGGGGCAUGAAGGACGAGGACGGCGUGGAGCCCAUCAUUGAUAAGCCAGACAAGGAUUCUCCGCCCUUGGAGGUGCUGGGACCUAGAAGGACGUUCGUACUGCCAGCCAACCAGCAGCCUUCUCCAACUGACCCCAGCAUUGUUGACCAAACGUUGCCAACCGUAGUCACCAGUGUGGACACUGACCCCCACUUCAUCAUCCACGUACCCCAAAAAGAGGACACCUUGUGCUUCAACAUCAAUGAAGAGCCUGGAGUGGUCCUGAGCCUGGUGCAGGAUCCCAACACAGGUUUCUCAGUGAAUGGUCAGCUCAUUGGCAACAAGGCCAGGAGCUCUGGGCAGCAUGAGGCCACGUACUUCGGGCGGCUGGGGAUCGCAAACCCUGCAACGGGCUUUCAGCUGGAAGUGACUCCUCAGAACAUCACGCUGAACCCUGGCUCAGGCGGGACCGUGUUCUCCUGGAGAGAUCAGGCUUCCCUGCGGCAGGACGAAGUGGUGGUGACCAUCAACAGGAAGCGGAACCUGGUGGUGUCCGUGGAGGAUGGGGGCACCUUCGAGGUCGUCCUGCACCGAGUGUGGAAGGGGAGUGCCAUCCACCAGGACUUCCUGGGCUUCUACGUGCUGGAUAGUCACCGGAUGUCGGCACGGACACACGGGCUGCUGGGACAAUUCUUUCACCCUUUUGAUUAUAAAGUGUCCGACCUGCACCCAGGCUCAGACCCCACAAAGACAGAUGCCACAAUGGUGGUGAAGAACCAGCAGCUGACGGUCACCAGAGGCUUGCAAAGAGACUACAGCAAUGACCCCCGGCAUGGGACCGAGGUGACCUGCUGGUUCGUCCACAACAACGGGGCCGGGCUGAUCGAUGGCGUUCACACUGACUAUAUUGUCCCUGACAUCUUCUGAGCUCCCUGGCCAGCAUACCUGUCCUGCCUUGGGACCAUGGCAGAGGAGGAGGGAGGACAGCAUCCUGACCUGCGGCUCAGACCACGCCUCCCUGUCCAAGCUAGUCCCCUGUGUCAAAGAACCCAUGACUUUCAUUAAAGAGAGGCUGUGUCCAGCC